AGUAAAAAACCGUCAUCCUUGAAUUACAAUCCCGCAAAAUCACGAUAACCCAUCCAACCAAACACUCCAAACCAUGCAACCCAAAUCUCCUCUCUCACUCUUCUGCCUCUCCUCCUUCCUGGCAUUCUCAUCAAUCUCUUUCCUCCUCUUCGCCAAUCUGACAGCGUCCGAUCCACAGUCCCAAUUCCUCGACAUAGGUUGCAGCUUAUACAACGUGACAAGCCGGGCGGCCUUCUUCAACAACAUCAACGCCACGUUCGCCGAAAUCCGGUCCAAGCUCAACUCUACUGCCCGGUUCGCUACUGCAGAUCGGGCCCGCGCCUCCAAUCCGCUCUAUGUACUCUUCCAGUGCAGAGGCUAUCUCUCCACAUCCGACUGCCUCGCUUGCUUCACUGUCGCGGCAGUACAUAUCCGGAACUGCUCAGCUGCAAAUGGGGCUCGCAUUUCCUAUGACGGAUGCUUUCUGAGGUACGAGAGCAAUAACUUCUAUGGUGAGACGACAGCGCUGGGGAAUUUUGGGAGAUGUGGGAAUGGAACGGCGUCGAAGGUGGUAGGGUUUAAUCAAACGGCUGAUAAGCUGCUGAGGGAUCUUACGGUGGCGACGCCAAGGAUAAACGGGUAUUUUGGGGCAGCAAGAAGGGAAGGGGCGGGGGGUGCUGUGGUGUACGGGGUGGCGCAGUGCGUAGAGACGGCGAGUGAGACAGGGUGUGGGGAUUGCUUGAGAGUGGCUUAUGGGAAUAUACAGAGGUGUCCGCCGGAUGGGAAUGGGAGGGGCGUGGACGCUGGGUGUUUUUUGAGGUACUCGGACAAGGAGUUUUUCAGCCUCAAUCAAACGGUGGAUAUCGAGCGUUUCUUGACAGGGAAAUCAAGCAAGAGGAAGAAAGCCAUAAUAGGAGGUGCUGUGGGAGGAGCUGCUGCUAUCCUAUUAUUUCUCGUUUUGUUGCUAUUGCUUCGACAUUCCAAAAAGACUAAGAAGAAGCCUCAGAAAGGAGACAUAUUAGGGGCAACCGAGUUGCGUGGCCCAGUAAAUUUUCGUUACAAAGAUCUGAAAAUUGCAACCAAAAAUUUCAGCCAAGAAAAUAAACUGGGAGGAGGAGGCUUUGGAGACGUAUACAAGGGUGUUCUGAGAAAUGGGAAAAUAGUGGCUGUGAAGAAACUUGUAUUAAGCCAAUCCACUACUGCCAAGGAAGAUUUCGAGAGUGAAGCUAAGCUUAUAAGCAAUGUUCAUCACCGGAAUGUCAUCCGCCUGCUGGGAUGUUGUAGCAGAGGAACUGAACUGCUUCUUGUUUACGAAUUCAUGGCGAAUAGCAGCCUUGAUAAACUCUUAUUCGGUGAGAGACGUGGAACCCUUAGUUGGAAACAGCGGUUCGAUAUAAUCAUUGGAAUGGCUCGUGGCAUUGCAUAUCUACACGAUGAAUUCCAUUCCCGCAUCAUACACCGAGACAUCAAGUCCAGUAAUAUACUCCUCGAUGAUGAUUUACAGCCCAAAAUUGCUGAUUUUGGCCUGGCAAGGCUUCUUCCAGAGGACAAGAGUCAUCUUAGUACCAGAUUUGCAGGAACCUUGGGGUACACAGCACCUGAGUAUGCAAUACAUGGACAGUUAACUGAGAAGGUUGACACAUACAGCUAUGGUGUGGUCGUCUUGGAAAUCGUAAGUGGUGAAAAAAGUAACGAACCAAUGCGUGAACCGGAAAAACAAUACCUACUUGAAUGGGCAUGGAAUCUUUAUGAGAAAGAUGCACUGAUGGAGUUGGUCGAUGAGAACUUGGACCCAAAGGAGUACACAACAGAUGAAAUCAAGAAAGUUAUAGAGAUAGCUCUCAUGUGCACCCAAUCCUCAGUCGCUUCAAGGCCAACCAUGUCUGAAGUCGUGGUUCUGCUGCUGAGCAAAGGUCAGGUUGUGAUUGAGCCCACUAGACCCACCUUUGUAGAUGCUACCACUAAAGUUGAUGGAGAAGUGUUCACCUUGGAUGUGUAGUCCACAUUGAAUGUUACCAUGUCAAUGUCUCUGCCCGAUCAUUGACAUGUAACUAUGCAAUUGUGGUCCUGCUAAGACUAUGAGGAAAACAAAUAGUAGGAGAAUAAUUAGACGAGGUUAUGCUAUGCAAAGGCUGUGUAUGUAAUAACUGGAAGUGCUAUUAGAGAUGAAAAUGGCAAGAUCUGGACAUGCUUGUCUAGUCGGGUCCAGUUGGGAAGAUUUAAAUAACGUGGAAUCUAUAGCCGUGGUUGUCUUUAGAGCAGCUUUCUUCUUUGGAAGCUUGCGUUCAUCUUUGAUGAAUUUGUAGGGAGGUGAAUGGCAUUGCCGAAUUGCUUGCUUGGUAAGGAGUUUGUAGAGAUUCACUUUUUAAUGAAGGUGUAUGGUCCUCAGCU
Molecule: messenger RNA, 2370 nt
Organism: Magnolia sinica
Lineage: Eukaryota; Viridiplantae; Streptophyta; Magnoliopsida; Magnoliales; Magnoliaceae
Product: cold-responsive protein kinase 1-like
Exons: 7
Coding region: 74-1978 (634 amino acids)
Biological process (GO): protein phosphorylation
Molecular function (GO): ATP binding; protein kinase activity
Source: RefSeq, a predicted model, not a curated record